Messenger RNA from Closterium sp. Naga37s-1, 1851 nucleotides. The record is from the annotation of a GenBank genome assembly. Lineage: Eukaryota; Viridiplantae; Streptophyta; Zygnematophyceae; Desmidiales; Closteriaceae.
AUGCCCUCGAGUGACCGCGAGGCGGAGGCCUCCCGCCUCGUCCCGUCGCCCCCCGACGAUCCCUCAGAGGAAAGCAGCUUUGCCGGCGGCAGACCAUCCGCGCACGAGCCGGCAGACGAGCCGGCAGACGAGGCGGCAGACGCGAUGGAGGACGGCAGCAGUCUACUGCGCAGCGACGGGGACUCGGCUGGAAGCGCGGGCGGCGGGCGUGGCGGAGGCGCAUCCUCCUCGUCCUCUUCCUCCGCGCUCCCCGCGUCGUCGAGUCGCGCGCGCCGCCCCAUGCAGGUGGAGCGGCACGACGACUUGGAGCCGCGGUCGCGCCUGUCGUCGCUGAUAGACGCGGCGAAGCGCAAUCGGCUGUCGUUCGCGGCGGUGGCGGCGGCCGCCGUGGUGCUCCUGGGCUGGAUGCUCUCCGCGCUGCUCGCGGGCCUCCUCUCCCCGCCCGCCUCCGACUCUUCAGGCAGCGGAGUGUCGGCGGUAGCAGCGGCGUGGGGAGAGGAGGAGGGGGUGCUGCGCGCGGCGGAUGAGGGCGCGGGGAGCGCGGGGGGGCGGUGUGCGGUGUACACGUUCUUUGACCUGAACAGCGUGCAGGGGAAGCUGGAGGACGAAGAGAAGCUGGUGACGUCAUGGCAGCUGAGCUGGCAGCGGGCGGGGUGGGCACCCCAGGUGCUGCAGAAGAAGCAUGCGGGGCGGCACCCGCUCUUCCCCAACCUGCAGCAGCGCGCCAAGGCGGGCAACUGGGAGUUCAUGCGAUGGCUCGCCAUGGCAGUGUCAGGGGGAGGCCUGUACGCACACUACUCUGUGAUCAACCUCGGCCUGCCGCCACCGCCCCGCUGCUUCCAGUCCGCACUCACCGCUUUCGGGGACUCCUCUACCCCAUCACUAGUAUCCGGCAGCCCGCACAACUUUGUGGCUCUCGCACGCUCCUCCCUGCUGCCGUCCGGUGCUGACCUGGCAGCCGCCCGAGGGCUCCCGGUGCCACGUGGCAUCGUGCAAGUGGGCCAGAGCACAGCGAGAUCGCUGCUUGUGCCAGGCCGGCUCAAGAAGCGCCCCUGGCAGCAGGCCACAUCGCUGCUCUGCAGCACCUUCGCGCAGACCACAGAGUUCCAGGCCGUGUCCCUGCCAUCGCUGGGCGGCAUGCAGUCCGCUCUAGAGGACCUCAAGCACUGGAUCCGCCUCUGCACCACACACACCACGCCCUUACUCCUCUCCGACCACGUCCCCUCCCACCUCCUCCCCUCCUCCACUCCCUCCUCCUCUGCCUCCUCCUCCGCCUCCUCCGCCUCCUCCGCUCCCCUCUCGCCCUCACCCUCCCCCUCCCGCUCGCUCACCUACUUCCUCCUCCCGCACCACGCAUCGCUCUACUUCGCAGCAGAUUACGAGAAAUACCACAUCGACCCCACCACGGGCGCACCCCAGUGGAUGCGAGACAGCUACGGCGCAGGCAACGUGCCGACCGGGCUCACAUACAGCGAGUUCCUCAUCAUCCUCACCAACGCGCUCAUGGGAAAGAACCCUGACAAGGACAGCGACCCGCAUCUGGAUGAUAGGCUGUCGAGGGGGCUGGCGUCGGUGCUGCAUGUGGGCAUGGAGGAGGUGGCUGAAGAGCCGCACCUCUCCAUCCCCGUUUUAGAGCUCUCGCUCGGCUUCCUUCUAGAGGACCAGGCGCGGGGCGAGCUGGAGGAGGCGAUAGGGCGGGUGUGGGAGGGCGUGGGGCACUUUGUGGGCGCGGUGCACGGGGAGGCGAAGGAGGAGAUGGAGCGGCACAGCCGCGUGGACGAGAGAGUGCUGGCUGUGGUGGAUGGGCGGUUCAGACAGGCUGUCAGUGUGGCUCAGGCUCUGGACGUGUGA